Aspergillus ibericus CBS 121593 is the source of this 2227-nucleotide messenger RNA. RefSeq names its product putative MFS transporter. The record is from RefSeq and is a predicted model, not a curated record. The transcript is spliced from 8 exons. Gene Ontology annotation, molecular function: transmembrane transporter activity. NCBI's taxonomy places the organism in Eukaryota, Fungi, Ascomycota, Eurotiomycetes, Eurotiales, Aspergillaceae. Bases 258 to 1985 code for a protein of 575 amino acids. Gene Ontology annotation, biological process: transmembrane transport.
AGCUGGUGUACGGAGGAAAUGAGCUACGAUUCAAAUGCUGGACCUGGUCGCCUUCUGUUUGAUGGUCCUCAGCAAAGGCUUCAAGGGUACUUCGUACUGCAAUCCGCUACUUCUAAUUCGACCUCGUUAGUGGUUGAUACUCCGCAACCCUUGCAGAAUGGAAUGUCUGUUCGGGCCACAUUGGUUACAUAGUAGAUACUUUCUGGAAGAGACACGCGACUGUUCAUCAUUGCAGGUUCGAACUAACCCCAGUAAAAAUGGGGCUUGGCGUGCUAGAUACUAGUACGCGCGCCCACGUCCCUGGGACCUCGGACAUUGUUAAAAGAGAACGCGCCACUGACGAACCGGUCGUUCACUCGAGCCUUAAAUAUGAUCGUUCAGGCACUGUGCCUAUCCUCCUCGUCCCUCAGCCAAGCGACGACCCCAAUGAUCCAUUGAAUUGGCCACUUCGAAGGCGCGAUGCCACGCUACUCGUCCUUUCUUUCGUGGCAGUGCUUUGCGCAACGACCAGCUCGUUGAUGGCUGCCAAUACUGUCACCAUUGCUCUCUACUACGGAAAAAGCUUCACUUCAGUUGCGCUCUUAACUGGGUAUCAUCUCUGUGGUGUCGGGGUCGCCGGUAUCUUGAUUGUGCCCACUGCACGACUCUGGGGAAAGCGUCACCUCUUUCUGCUCGGAAAUGCCUUGAUGAUAGUGAGCUGUGCUUGGGCCGGGGCCAGCAAGCAUAACUACCAGAGUCUGCUAUGGGCUCGCAUCUUCCAGGGCGUUGCUUUGGCUCCUUUCGAGGCUCUAUUAAAUGCAUGCGUCGGUGACUUAUUUUAUGUCCAUGAACGGGGCAAAAGAAUGGCUCUUUCUAAUGUCGCACUCUUCGGCGCGGCUUUCCUAACCCCAGUUUUGGCAGGCAAGAUCACGCAUAGCCUUGGUUGGGAGUGGACAUUCUACUUGGUCGCCAUUCUCACAGCAGCAGCUUUGCCUCUUACGUUCUUCUUCGUCCCCGAAACGGCUUUCAGGCGUCCGGACCAUCUGAGAUCAGAUUUUGAAUAUACUAAUGACCACCAGGCCGAGCCUCGCCCAACCUCACAAGUACAGCUCAACAAUCUUAUUACACCCGAGACCACUCCAGGACCAGACGAUCAAUGGCAGUCUGCGCCGUCUGUCGACGAACGUCAUCGUCCUACAUCCUCAAAAGAGCUGUCUCGAGAGACACAAAUGAAGACUACCACCAAGGUGUCUUACCUUGAAACCCUCAAACCGUUUAAUGGCCGGAAAACCGAUGAGAGCUUCUUCAAGCUUCUUCUACGGCCGUUUCCCCUGUUCUUCCAUCCCGCGAUCCUUUGGGCUUGUUUGAUCCAAGGCGUGAUCAUAGGAUGGACCGUCUUUAUCGGGGUGGUUUUGGCCGCCAUUUUCCUUGGCCCUCCACUGUGGUUCAAUGAAGUACAGACCGGGUACCUGUACACGGGCGCCUUCAUCGGCUCUAUUCUGGGUCUGGUCUUAUCGGGGCUUCUCUCCGAUUCGAUGAACCGCAUGAUGAUCAAACUCAAUCGAGGGAAAUACGAGCCGGAGUUCCGGAUUCUUCUGGUGAUCUUCCAGUUGAUCUUCUGCGGCGCAGGGCUUUAUGGGUUUGGCAUUAUCGCCCAGGAUGUCGCCAGAUAUGGGUGGCUUGUGGCGGACGUGUUUUUCGCACUAGUUAUCAUAGGAAUGGUCAUGGGCGCGGUGGCGAGUGCGCUGUACAUUGUCGAUGCCCAUCGCGAGAUCGCGAUCGAAUCAUUCACGUGCAUGUUGGUCUUCAAGAAUAUGUUCAGCUUUGUGUUGACGUUUUUUGCCUACGACUGGCUUGUGGCCCAUGGCGUCAAGCCGGCCUUCUUAGCCAUCUCCAGCAUCCAGAUGGGGAUCUGUGCCUUGAGCAUUCCGAUGUAUAUUUUUGGGAAAUGGAACCGCUCUUUCUUCUACCGCUAUGAUAUACUGAAAAUCCUGAAUUUAUGGUGAAAGCGAGAGAUCUACCGAAGUUAAUGAUAAAUCGCUUGCCUCUUCCACAUUUGCAACCCCCCUCCGAUGAGUCUGACGAACUUUAGCGGUCGCGAAUAUAUACAUUUUGAGGAAACUCCAGCAAAUAGGUGUAACUCCAACGCUGAAGAAAACCAACAGUCUCCCUUGGCAGGGCGCAAGUACUAGAACCAUGCACCACGAACCCAAUGGAUCGCUCUACCUUGUGGAGUGGUAGAGCAAUG